Molecule: messenger RNA, 3627 nt
Organism: Dictyostelium discoideum AX4
Lineage: Eukaryota; Evosea; Eumycetozoa; Dictyosteliales; Dictyosteliaceae
Exons: 2
Coding region: 1-3627 (1208 amino acids)
Source: RefSeq, a predicted model, not a curated record
AUGUCAGUAAACAGACAAAUAUUUAAUCCCUCAAUUUCACCAAUGAAGAAUCAAAUGAAUAAUUCACCAUUAUCCACACCAGAUUCAAUUUUUAUGCAAACACCAGUGACAGGUAAUAAUAGACCACUAAAUACUAGCAGUGGAGGUAUCAAUGGUUCAUCUAAUCCACUUCCUUCAUCAAGAUGGGCAGGAAACCAACAAUCUCCACCACAACAAAACUUUGGUCAAUUUGGAUUCCCAUCACAACAACAACAGCAACAACAACAAAAUAAAAUAAAUAACAAUAACAUUUACGGUCAACCACAAUCACCACAACCUCAUUUAAGAAGAAGCAGUGAAUUUAAUAAUAGCAAUAAUAAUAAUAAUGGAAAUAAUAAUAAUAGUGGUGGAUGGGGAUCUUAUCAAAAUAGCAAUGGCGUAGGCAAUAAGAUGGGAGGAAUGAAACCAACCAACUCAUUGAAUAGCAGCACUGGUGGUGUUAGUACAUCCAUUGGUGGCGGCGGCGGUGGUAGCAAAACAAAAUACUCUAAAGAUGAGUUAUUGAAUCUUUAUGAUCCAAUGGCCAAGAUUCCUGAAAAUUUAAUUUCUCACACACACAUCCUUUCAGAGGAGGUUCAACCACCAAUAAACUUUAACUUUGAAAAUAACCUUUCAAAAUCAAGAGAAAGAACAAGAUUAGGAGGUGGUAGUGGUGGUUUGGGUAAUAAUAUUAUGAACAGAGGUAUAAGAAAAGAUAUGUCUCAUGAUAGAAUGUCAAAACCAAAAUGGGCAAAUUCACCAUCACCAUCAUCUCAAUCUUCUAGUUGGAGAGCCAAUAAGGAUGAUGAUAGAAAGGUAUGGUAUUAUUUAGAUCCACAAAAUUGCACUCAAGGACCUUUCAGUAGUAUGGAAAUGGACUCUUGGAACAAAGCAGGUUAUUUUUCAGUAUCUUUAAUGGUAAAGAGAGGUGAAGGCAAUUUUGUUGAAUUGAAAAAGUUGUUGAAUGCAUAUCCAGAUGCUCCAUUCUCAUCGGUUAGUGAUCUCAAAGUCUUUGAAAAGGAUGACGCAAGUAGCCAAAAUUCCACAGAGAACGAUGAUGAUUCACUUGAUCAUGAUUCCAUCGAAGAGGAGUUAGAAAAGAGAUUUGAAAAGGAUCUUUUGAAACCAACACUCUUUGAUGAUCAAAAGAAAAAGGAUAUGAACUCUUUUGGUCCAUUAGAACCAACUUCACCAACUUCAUCAUCAUCCAAUCCAACUACUACUACUACAACUUCUACCUUUGGUAUUAAUCCAAUUAGUGAUUCUAAUGAUACACCAGCUGAAAGAACUAGUUCUCCACAAUAUCAACAACAACAACCUCAACAUCAACAUCAACAUCCACAACACCAACAACAUCAACAACAACAACCACAACAACAACCACAACAACAACAACCACAACAACAACCACAACAACAACAACCACAACCACAACCACAACAACAACAACAACCACAACAACACUCAAUAUUUGAUCAACAACAUCAUCAAUCACAACAACAACAACAACAACAACAAAUGUGGCAACAAAUGUGGGGACAACAACCACAUAAUCAAUCACAACAACAAAGUGAACAAGCUUACAAAUAUAUGUUAUAUCAACAACAAAUUAUGUUGCAACAAAAAAUUGUUAUGUUCCAACAAUACAUUAGUUCAAUUACCCAACAAUUCCAACAACUUCAACUUCAACAACAAAAUAACCAAACUCAACUUCAACUCCAACAACUCCAACAAUUACAAGAACAUUAUACUCAACAAUGUAUGUUACAUCAACAAAAAUUAAUGCAAAUUCAAUAUCAAUACACACAAUUCCAACCAAUCCAAACACCACAAUCUCAACAAUCCCAAAUCCAACUUUUCCAACAUAUGCUCCAACAACAACAAGCUCAACAACAACAACAACAAGCUCAACAACAAGUUCAACAAGUCCAACAAGUCCAACAACAACAAAACUAUUAUCUUCAACAACAACAAGCACUCUUACUUCAACAACAACAACAAGCACUUUUACACCAACAACAACAACAGCAACAACAACAAGUAGAACAAUCCCAACCAGAAGAACCAUUAGAACAACAAACUGAAGAAAUCAACAUAGAAGAGGACGAAAAUACAGUUGAGCAACCACAACAACCAACCACUGAACAACAAACUCAAGUUGAACAACAAACAACCUCAACCACCACCUACCAACAACAACAACAAGAUAAUGAAGAUGAAGGUGUUUGGACUACAUCAAUUAAACAAAAUAACCAAGAAAAUAAAACAACCACAACUGCUCACCUUAGCGUCCAAACUGAAGAAUUAAAAGCUCCAAUUGAUAUUGAAGAGGAACAAGAAGAAGCUUCCAUUCAAAAUGCUAUUGAAGAAAUUAAUAAUAACACCAUACAAACCACUACCACUAACAACACAUCUACCACUACCAUCACCAAUAAUAACACCACUGCAACCACAACUACAACCACCACAACAGAAACAAAUAUCAUUUCAGCCGCAAAUCCAUGGGCUCCAUCAGAAUCAGUUGUUCCAAAGAAGAAAUCAUUAGCAGAGAUUCAAGCAGAGGAAAGAGAGCAAAAGAAGAGAGAGAUGGAGGAGGCCAAAAUUAGAAACAUUGAAAAUAGCAAAAAUCAUGGUUCUAGCAAUGUUAUGAAAUGGGCAGGUGCAGGCACACCAACUUGGUCAGUAGAUCUUGGCGUUAAAUCAUUAUCAUUAAAAGAUAUCCAAGAGGAAGAGAGAGCUCGUGAAAAGAAAGAACAACCAAUCGUUGAUAAUGCAUCUGACUUUGAAAGAAAGAAACCAGUAUCACUCUCUGAUGUCAUGAGAGAACAAGCCAAAGAAAAGGAAAAGAAACAACAACAAGAACAAUUAGCACAACAACAACAACAAGCUCAACAAGAACAUCAAAAAUCAACUUUCAACGCCUCAUCACCAUGGUCAAUUGAUGAAAGAAAACCAAACAACAACAACAACCAUUCUUCAUAUUCACCAAUUUCAAUCAAUAACAACAACAAUAACAACAUUAACAACGUAUCACAACCAUCUCAACCAUCUCAACCAGCCACUUUAUCAUCUGCCGCAGUCAAUAAGAUGACAAGCAGACCAACUGAUGAUUUCUGGUCAGAACAUACCACCGCCAAACCAUCACUCUCUGUUAGAAGUAAUGCACCAGUUCAACAACAAGUCGGUUCAUUCAACGAAUAUCCAACCUUAAACAUUUUACCAAAUAGACAAGCCACCAUCGUUAGUAAGCAUACACCAGUUUCAACCUUGAAUAAAAAACCAACAACCACAACCACCGUACCAGGUCAAGCUAGACCAGAUUUCAUCAAAUGGUGUCAUCAACAAUUGAAGGCAUUAACUAGCAAUGAUGUCUCUGUUAUCACUGAACUCCUUUGUUCAAUGAAAACUGAAAGUGAAAUUCGUGAAUGCGCUCAAGAAUGUCUUGGUUAUAGUUCAGAGGUCAAUAUCUUUUUGAAUGAAUAUCUUUUAGCAAGAAGUGAUGAACCAGGUUUGGCUUUUGAAAGUUCAAGUCCAGUCAUCACAAUUCCAGCAAAGAAAACAAAUAAAUCAUCUCAAACAAAUCCAUCAAAAACUAAAAAGAAGAAAUAA